This is a messenger RNA of Ilex paraguariensis (yerba mate), 2509 nucleotides long. Lineage: Eukaryota; Viridiplantae; Streptophyta; Magnoliopsida; Aquifoliales; Aquifoliaceae. The record is from the annotation of a GenBank genome assembly.
CAUUCAGUUCAUGCCCACCAAUGGAGAAAAUUGGACAGUCAAACGUUUGAUUUCGCACAAAUUCACCAACCCACGUUUGAAAUAAGGAUUCGUUCAACUAAACCCCACCCCCACCCUCUCUCUCUCUCUCACCUCCUUUUCUUCCAUUCUUCUCUUCCCACCUGCUCUGAUUUAUAGGAAUUAGGGCUCCGACGCCCUCUCGCUAUUGCUGGGAUUGUUCAAGAUCAAACACUUUUGGUUCAAUGGCGGUUGCGAGUGGUUUCGUGAGCUCUGUUGCAGAGUUGAAGACGAAGAUGGAGUCGACUAGCCUCGUCCAUGGCGUUACAUCUGCUUCUUCAUCGUCCGUGGCUUGUUUUCCUUCUCAGGUUCGAAACCUAUGCAAGUCAUCGAAGAUCAAAUUGAAGGUCCCUGAAAGAGGAGCAUUUGGUUUGAGCAUUAGAUGUGAGGUUAACUCGGACACAUUGGUUCGCAACGAUGAGAUUGGAUCGAAAGCAUCGAGUCUUUCCGCUCUCCAACUUCUCAAGACAUCCGCCGGCGAUAGAUAUACAAAGGAAAGGAGCAGUUUACUGGUUAUUGGGCUUAAUGUUCACACAGCACCAGUUGAGAUACGUGAGAAGCUUUCAAUUCCAGAAGCACAAUGGCCUCAAGCGAUAGGUGAGAUAUGUGCUUUGAAUCAUAUUGAAGAGGCUGCUGUUCUGAGUACCUGCAAUAGAAUGGAAAUAUAUGUUGUGGCUCUCUCCCAGCAUCGAGGGGUUAAAGAAGUGACUGAAUGGAUGUCAAAGAUAAGUGGAGUUUCAGUUUCAGACCUUUGUCGUCACCGAUUUUUGCUCAAUAACAAAGAUGCCACUCGGCACCUCUUUGAAGUAUCUGCUGGCCUGGACUCUGUUGUUCUCGGAGAGGGUCAGAUUCUUGCUCAGGUGAAACAUGUUGUAAAAUCUGGACAGGGAGUUCAGGGAUUUGGUAGAAAAAUCAGCGGGCUUUUUAAACAUGCUCUGACGGUUGGGAAACGUGUCAGAACCGAGACAAAUAUCUCUGCAGGAUCAGUGUCAGUCAGUUCAGCUGCCGUGGAACUUGCCCUAAUGAAACUCCCGACAUACUCUUGUACUACUGCUAGAGUGUUGGUGGUUGGGGCAGGCAAGAUGGGGAAACUUGUGAUCAAACAUUUGGUUGCAAAAGGGUGCACAAAAAUGGUGGUUGUUAACAGAACUGAAGAUAGAGUUGCUGCCUUGCGUGAGGAGCUCAAGGACGUUGAAAUUGUUUACCAACCUCUCACCGAAUUGCUGGCUUGUACUGCCGAAGCUGAUGUAGUUUUCACCAGCACUGCUUCAGAAACCCCGUUGUUCUUGAAAGAGAAUGUUCAGACACUUCCCCCUGUGAACUCUCAAGUUGGAGGGCGGAGGCUGUUCAUUGAUAUUUCCGUUCCUAGAAAUGUAGGAUCAUGUGUCUCUGACCUUGAAACUGCAUGUGUUUACAAUGUGGAUGAUCUCAAGGAUGUCGUGGCAGCUAACAAGGAGGAUCGGCUCCUGAAAGCAAUGGAAGCUAAGGCAAUAAUCCCAGAGGAAGUCAAACAAUUUGAAGCUUGGAAGGAUUCUCUUGAGACUGUUCCUACCAUAAAAAAGCUUAGGGCAUAUGCUGAGAGAAUUAGGGCUUCCGAGCUCGACAAGUGUUUGUCAAAGAUGGAUGUUGAUAUUUCAAAGACAAAAAAGAAAGCAAUUUAUGAUCUUAGUGUAGGUAUAGUAAACAAGCUCCUACAUGGUCCAAUGCAGCACCUGAGAUGUGAUGGAACUGACAACCGGACUCUAAGUGAGAUACUCGAGAACAUGCAUGCUCUUAACAGGAUAUUUGGACUUGAGACAGAGAUUUCCAUGUUGGAAGAAAAGAUUCGAGCCAAGAUGGACCAGUCCCAGAAGUAAUGUUCUUGGAAUUGGUUUCUUUGUUGUUUCAAGUUCACCAUUUUUUCAAAACUCAGGAUGUAUUUCUCACCACGUUGGUGCUAUGCAUUUUGGUAGAGCGGUGGGUCCAUAUGGAUGCUGUUGUAUUUGUGGCUUUGUGUGUCCCUCACUUGGUUUCACCAUUAUACGUCUCUGCGUUGUAUAUUAAGAGAUAUUCUCCAUGGUAGGAAUGAAUAUACACGGAUAUGAGCAGAUAGUACGGUAGGGAAGGCGAUAAAAUUUUUCCAGUUAGAGCUUUUCUUUGUAACCGAGGGUUAUCCUUGUCGCGGAUGAAAGUGACACCUACUGCAAACUUCUUAUAACUUGCGGUUUACCAAUCUGAUUUAUUCAAGAUUUCAGAUGCCUGGCUAAUCUAAGGUUUGGCUCCUCUCCAAUUUUAUUUACCCCCGAGUUCUCAAUUACUGUAUCUAAUUUUCUAUUUUGUAUAAUUUUUGGCAUUUUUCUGUUGUUUAUUCUUUAAUAAACAUUCCUAAAAGGAGAGAAGUUGCUUUUUUUUCUUUCUUUCUUCCAAUGUCAUCUUCAAAUGUGAGGAAGAUAAAACUUCAUCAAAUAAAGGA